Messenger RNA from Trichobilharzia regenti, 1389 nucleotides. Lineage: Eukaryota; Metazoa; Platyhelminthes; Trematoda; Strigeidida; Schistosomatidae. The record is from the annotation of a GenBank genome assembly.
AUGGUACGAAGUCGUAAUAAAUCCAGUUGUACAAAUUCUUCUAUUAAUGAAAUUAAACUAGAGUUUGUUAACAAUGCAAAUCACAUUGGGAAUAACAGCGAUGAAGGUGGUUACAUAAAUAAUAAUUAUGAGAGAAGUAGUCUGAUAAGCGCACAACCAACUCAAUUGAUUCAUAUGGAGAGAGAUCUUGUGAAUGGCAAUAAGUAUCAGGAUAACAAUAAUAAUACUGAGAAGACGACCUCUUCUGAAACACUUGACUCAAACAUAUCUCAAUCAAAUCCAAUCGGUGGGGCUAACAUUGAUAUUGAACGGGUUAUCACAAUUCAGAGUUCUAAAGUACGCAGUAAUAAUAAUAAUAAUAACAAUAACAAUAUUAAUAAUCAUAAAAGUACAGAUAAUAACUUGACACAUUUUAAAACAUCCCAGGAAACAGUGUCUUCAACUCUUAGUCACAAUAACAACAACAACAAUAAUAAUAAUAAUAGUAAUUACUCUGAUGAACCAGACAGAUCGAUAUCAUCACCUCCAAUUUUAGCGCCUAAACCAAAAGCCUGUAGUACUGCUGAAAAGAUAUUACUAAAAGACAAGAAAAAAAAGAAAGCCUCCACACUGACAACAUCAGAAAUACGCUAUAUGAAUAGUAAGAUAUCUAGUAAUUUAUCAAGUGUUAAAGAUAUCAGUAGUUUAUUUUCAGUGGGAAAUUCAAACAAAAUUGAACAGUUGAAUGAUUCCACCGAGGUUGCUACAGAAUUAUUUCCAAAUUUAAUUCGAAAAAGGGAUACACCAAUUCCAAAUGUAAAAAAUUUAGUUAGCUACUUUUCAGAAUUAAUAAAAUUGCAUACAGAUGAAGAGAAACACUGUUCACCAUCGAUGUCGAAUAGUGUUAAUAAUCUUAGCCGGCUAAAGGGAUUCGACAGUGAAAUGACAUUGAAUCAUCGACAUGUCUUACGUGAAGAGGUUGAGGAAGGCGAGGUGAUGAGGGGAGAGGACGAGGAAGAGUAUGAAUUAGAUAUACCAACUAGUGUAUCACCAUUUCUACUUCAUCAUGAAACACCUACUGCACGUGAACGUCGGUUACAAGCCGUAGAAUCAUUGAGACGUCGUUCAACACUCCAUAUGAAAUAUGAUUUAUACAGAGUAUUUCCACCAGGAUAUAGUACAGCGUCAUCAUCAUUCCUGGAGAGAUUAGGUCAUCGAGUAGCGGCUGAGAAUAUGACUGAUUGUUCAAAUAACAAUAAUAAUGAUAAUCACAAUAUUAACAACAGUAAUGGUAAUAUUUGUAGAGGUCUUGAUAACGACCCUAUUCGUCGACCACUUUCUGCACCGAAAUUCCAAGUACGCAUGCAAGCAAAUUUACAGAAAGACUCAACAGCUAUUGCAGCUCAAUAA